Molecule: messenger RNA, 3255 nt
Organism: Platichthys flesus (European flounder)
Lineage: Eukaryota; Metazoa; Chordata; Actinopteri; Pleuronectiformes; Pleuronectidae
Gene: peak3
Product: PEAK family member 3
Exons: 4
Coding region: 131-1963 (610 amino acids)
Biological process (GO): protein phosphorylation
Molecular function (GO): protein kinase activity
Source: RefSeq, a predicted model, not a curated record
AGAGGGAGUAGCCGAGGUUAGACAGGAAGUCUGAGUGAGAAGUGAGUUAGCCACCUGUGAGCCUCACAUGAACAGUGCUCAGUGACAGAGGACGUGGAGGUUGAAGCUGUUGGAACUCUGCAGAGUCCAGAUGGCGUACAGUUCAGGGGGCAGAGCCGAGGAGCUGCCACCAGCUCUGCCUGUCAAACAGAACAGGAGUCGGAGUCGCUCCAGCACGGACUCUUCCCUCUUCAGCCCCGUGGGACUGCAGCAUCAGAACUACGACGAGGUCUUCUCCGAGCCCACUGACUGUCAUGCAGAUCAGUGCCCCAUACACCAGCGCUACGAUCCCUUUCGCCACCAGGAGAGAUUUUUCUCAGACGUCCACCCCCCGCCUGUUCCAAAGAAGAGGCUAAAUCGCACCCUCUCCCUCCCUGGAACCAACACGACCCCGCUGUGUCCCUGGUCUCCUAUGUCUCCCCUGCAAAGACACCCUCAAAACUUUGACAACCCCUUGUACAUGCUGGCUCCCGCACCUCUCCGCUACUUCCAUCAGGAGACAGAGGAGGUCACAAAGGUCAGAGGGAGUGUGGCUCCUUUGCUCUCCUUCUCCCAGCUGUCCUUUGACUCCCCGGACGAACAUCUGCCAAACCUCUACAGCAGCCUUGAUGACCAGAGGGUUGUCUCUCAGGGGAUCCUGCAUCGCCAUCUUCUCUUUCUGAGAAGCAUGGCGCAGAGCGUAGAGGCCGGCAUCCUGCUGCGAGUAGAGGCCUCAGAGAAGGACGUCAGCUCAUACCAGCCUCAGGAUUUCCUGCUUGUUGAGGACAGCCAGCCAAAGCAGAUAGGAGAGUGUGUUUAUUACAGACUGCACAGCCCCAGGUUUCCAGGGAGGGAGCUCGGUUUAAAGGUGCACAAACACGCACACGCAGCACCCACCCAGCAGCAACCGUCACAUGUCAACGUGCAGAGUGUGGUCGCUCGUUUCACACCCAGCAGCAUCCUGAAGAACGACUCCAGCACCCAACAACCUCAAGAUCCCUCCACUCCUUCUAUAUCAGAAUGCACUGCUGCUGAAACACCAGGCGGAGGCAGCACUGAGUAUUCCACAGAUCCCAUAAUGAUGAAUGUUGGCUCAGUUCAGUGUUUCCUGCAGAGAGGACAAUCGGUGAGCGUUGAGAGGGAUCUGCCACACGUCACUCUGGAGGACUUUGUCCAGGAGAGCCGCUGCCUGCAGAGCACAGAGAGUCUGCUCUAUGACAGACAGGUGUGUGUCCUGUUGCUGCAGAUAAUAACAGGUGCAAAGCAUCUCUACAACAUUGGGGCCACGGCAGCCGAGCUCAGACCCCAGGAGAUCUUUCUGGUGUGGCCCUGCGGGGCGAGGGACGAGACAGAAAACAAGCUCGAUGGUUCUUCCGAAGCCAAGAGAAGUUUGAAGACCAGCAGGUUGAAAGAAGAGAGGGAGUGGGAAACCCUGGAGGAAAAGGGCAGGAUCCAGAUGUUAUGGAGGAGACAAGGUUCCCCUCGAGUGGUGUUAAACCCGCACUCUGUGUCUCACUCUGUUUCCUCCAUAAACUCACAGAUUGGUGCCCUGUUGCAGUUCUGCUUGUCCUCACAAGAGAACUCGGCAUCAAGUCUCUCCACGUCCUCAUACAGACGGGCUCUUCUUCAUCUGUCCUCUCUGCUCCAGAAUGGGACCAGCGGGCCUCAGCUAGCCGACAUGGUGGCCCUGCUUCAGGUGCUCCUCUGGGGGCCCCAGGUCCCACUCCUCAAUCACAGCGGCCCCACCACAGCAGGAGCUGUACACAACUGGCUGACGAUCAAACGGGCGCUGCAGGUGAUGAGGCUGGCGGAGAGAGGGUUGAUCCAGGAUCAGUCCGCGCUGGACUGGGAGGAGUGCAUGUGUCUGCAGUACCUGUCAUUCACAGACCCUGAGACAGUUGUGAGUGUGACCAGUCAGCUGGGGCUCACUUUGACGAUGGACUGACAUGUACAGGCACUCCAUGUUCAAAUGAGAUUGUUCCUUAAAUCACUCCUGGGUAUUAUUUAAUUUUUUCGAGAGUAUUAUUUCUAUAUUACCAAAGGAAAAGCCAAUUCCUUCCAUUAUCGAUAUUCAUUGAAAAGUGCUUCACUUUGAAUGUUUACCUCCACCAAGGAGGCCAGAUUUCUCAAGAACAAAUCAGAUUUCCAUGAAAUUCUGUGGAAGGUCGGGCCAUGACACAAAGAAGAAGUAAAUGGGAUGCAUAUAUUAGUCCCAAACACAUUUACAGACAUGCAAAGGCACACUCAUGCAGGUAGGGAAUCCCAUCUGGUGCAGGACACACAGAGCAGUGAGCGACCAUGUACGGCGCUUGGGGAGCAGAUGUUGGGGGAGUAAGGUGCCUUGCCCAGGGGCACUAGACAGGGUAGGGAGACUCUUGGAUUUUUGGAAAGAUCAAUCCAGGUUCAUCUUUUGUUGUCUCUCCGUGGAGUCCAACCAGAGACCUUCUCUGCCCAUAGUCCAAGUCUAGCCACUAGACCACCGCCUCUCUUAAGAGAUAGGGUUACAACCCUUUUUUAGCCUGGACUGUAAUAUGAAUAAUGAAAUGUCUUUCUCUGCUUUCAAUCAGUUUUGGUUAUUUCACAAGAUAACUGCAUUUUUUUUGUGCUGUUUGCAAAGACUGGAAAUUAAGAACUCUCGAAAAAUAAAUCCCCACAAUGAUUUAAUUUUGAAUGUGACUGUUCAACACUGCCUGAGGAUAUACACGUACAGGCUGAGUCAGAGGCAUUUUGAAAUCAAAGCUUAACACGUUCUUCUGUGAUACUGCAUUACUUGAUUUGACCUAACUCUAGUGUCAUGUUCAUACAUUUAGUGUUUUGAUUAUUGUAUUUUUUAUACUUUUACUAGUUUUUCAUUCGUUUCUUGAGAAGUGCUUUACCAAUACAGAGAUGUAUUGUCCCAAACCCCUAAAAAAGAACUGUUAUGGCAGUUUUAUAAAUAAUACAUAAGGGCUUUGAUAAACUUGCCUUUCUAAAGUCUUGCUAUACGGUUCUUAUGUUUGUCCACACUUUUCUUUCGUAACUCAAUAAUAUGAUUAAAGCAAUGUGACAUUUUAGAGCCUUAGUAAGCUUCAAAGGAGAAGAUCGUCACACAAACCACCAGCAUCGGAAAAUCCAUUUCCAGCAGCAGAAUGGAUCAGCUGUUCAAUAUGAUGAUUGGUGAAAGGCGUUAACCCUUCUUCCUUUCGAUGUGGUCGAAUGACACUGUGUGAUUUUGUCACUUCAAAACACAGCGCUCUC